This is a messenger RNA of Asparagus officinalis (garden asparagus), 1359 nucleotides long. RefSeq names its product protein DETOXIFICATION 16-like. Gene Ontology annotation, biological process: xenobiotic detoxification by transmembrane export across the plasma membrane. The record is from RefSeq and is a predicted model, not a curated record. The transcript has 7 exons. The coding region runs from base 31 to 1218 and encodes 395 amino acids. Lineage: Eukaryota; Viridiplantae; Streptophyta; Magnoliopsida; Asparagales; Asparagaceae. Gene Ontology annotation, cellular component: membrane. Gene Ontology annotation, molecular function: xenobiotic transmembrane transporter activity; antiporter activity.
AAAUGUUUUCUCCUACACAUCCAGUUGGGAAUGGGAAGUGCAUUGGACACCUUAUGUGGACAGGCCUACGGUGCAAAACAGUAUCAUUUGCUGGGUAUACAUAUGCAAAGGGCUAUGGUUGUUCUUGUCCUUGUAAGUAUUCCUCUGGCUUUAAUUUGGGCCUACACCAGCCAAAUUCUCAUGGCUGUUGGUCAAAAUCCAGAAAUAUCUUUGGAAGCUGGAGUCUAUGCUCGUUGGUUGAUUCCAGGCCUCUUUGCUUAUGGCCUGCUUCAGUGCCAUGUCAGGUUUCUGCAAACUCAAAACAUAGUUUCUCCACUGUUAAUAAGCUCCGGGAUAACAACAUUAUUCCACAUAUUUGCAUGUUGGAUUCUAGUUUAUAGAUCUGGUCUUGGGAAUAAAGGUGCUGCAUUAGCAAUUUCUGUUUCAUACUGGAUCAAUGUACUGCAGUUGGCACUUCAUCUCCAGUUCUCACAGGCAUGCAAGAAGACUUGGAAUGGUGUGUCAAAAGAGGCACUGCAUCACGUCUUUAACUUCCUAGAACUUGCAAUUCCUUCAGCAUUUAUGACUUGCUUGGAAUAUUGGUCAUUUGAGAUGGUGGUUCUUCUAUCUGGUCUUCUUUCUAAUCCAAAGCUAGAAACUUCUACCUUAUCCAUCAGUCUCAGUACGAUGUGGAUGGUGUAUAUGGUUCCCACUGGUCUUAGCAGUGCUCUCAGCAUUAGAGUUUCAAAUGAACUGGGUGGCGGACAACCUCAAGCUGCACGUCAGUCAGUGCGAGCUACUUUUAUCAUAACCGUCACAGAAGGUUUGCUUGUAGCAUUAGCCACCAUUUUGUUACGUGAUGUCUGGGGAUAUUUGUUCAGCAAUGAAGAAGAGGUGGUGAAGUAUGUAUCACGAAUGAUGCCAGUUCUUGCAACCUCUGACUUCCUAGAUGGGAUUCAGUGUGCACUUUCAGGUGCUGCUAGAGGGUGUGGUUGGCAGAAAACAUGUUCGUACAUUAAUCUUGGAGCUUACUAUGUUGUUGGUAUACCUUCCGCUAUUCUCUUCGCGUUUGUCUUGCAUGUUGGUGGUAAGGGACUCUGGAUGGGCAUCAUCUGUGCACUCACUGUUGAAGUGCUGGUGCUUCUGGUCAUCAUCCUGCGCACUGACUGGGAUAAUGAAGCAAGGAAGGCGAGAGACCGAGUUUACAACUCUGCCAUGACUGUUGAUGCAACAGGUUGAUGCGCGGCCGUAGACUUUAAUUCUUCUAUUCUAUUCUGUAAAUCUAAUAAUGUUCUUUCAACUUGAAGAACACCUAUAUUUUUAUGAUUCUAUGCACGGAAAGCAAAUAAAUAAAUAUAUAUAUAUCUUUGACUUGAUUUA